AUGUCGUACCAACAGUAUAACCAAAAUCCCUACGCCCAGGGCCCCCAGGCCGAGGGCGGAUACGGCUAUGACAACCAACAGCCUCAAUAUGGCCAAGGCCAGUACGAGAUGCAGCCGUACGGAGAGGCGGGCCAGUAUGCCGGGCAAUCCGCGCCUCGUACUCUGAGCCAGCAAGAUUUCCUCGCCCGGGUCCAACAACUGCGCACAGAAAUCAAUGGCCUGACUUCCGAUAUUGAGGGCAUUGCCCAGCUUCACCAGCGCUCUCUCGGUUCCCCCGACGGCAGCACCAGCGCCCAGCUUGAGCAGGCUGUCUCCGCGACGCAAAUCCGCAACACCGGCGUCAAGGAGGGCAUCAAGGCCCUCGAGAGGGAUCUAUCCAAGACACAGGACGGAUCGCGCGCAACCAAGACCGCACAGCUCAACUCUUUGAAGAACACUUUCAAGUCGGAACUCGAAAAAUACCAGCAGAUCGAGCGCGAUUACCAGAAACGGUACCGCGACCAAAUUGCCCGCCAGUACCGCAUCGUCAACCCGGAAGCGACGGAAGAUGAAGUCGAGCAAGCGACACAGAUGGACUGGGGUGACGAAGGUGUUUUCCAAACAGCGCUCAAAUCCAAUCGGACAGGCCACGCCAACACUAUUCUGGGCAACGUCAGAGCCCGCCACAGCGAGUUGCAGCGCAUUGAGCAGACUAUGAUGGAGCUCGGCCAACUCUUCCAGGAAUUGGCCACUUUGGUCGAGCAGCAGGAGCCCGUCGUCCAAGCCGCCGAGCAGAACGCAGAACAGACUGUCGAAAACAUCCAAAAGGGCAACGAAGAAGUCAAGGUUGCGACGGACCACGCGCGCAGACGCAAGAAGCUCAAGUGGUGGUGCCUCCUCGUUGUCGUACUCAUCAUCCUUGCUAUCGCGCUGGGUGUCGGUCUGGGCGUUGCUCUCACCAAGAAGAAUUAA
This is a messenger RNA of Colletotrichum abscissum, 951 nucleotides long. RefSeq names its product SNARE domain-containing protein. Gene Ontology annotation, molecular function: SNAP receptor activity; SNARE binding. Gene Ontology annotation, biological process: intracellular protein transport; exocytosis; vesicle fusion. The transcript is spliced from 3 exons. Gene Ontology annotation, cellular component: SNARE complex; plasma membrane; endomembrane system. Bases 1 to 951 code for a protein of 316 amino acids. Lineage: Eukaryota; Fungi; Ascomycota; Sordariomycetes; Glomerellales; Glomerellaceae. The record is from RefSeq and is a predicted model, not a curated record.